Messenger RNA from Cladocopium goreaui, 725 nucleotides. Lineage: Eukaryota; Dinophyceae; Suessiales; Symbiodiniaceae. The record is from the annotation of a GenBank genome assembly.
UAGACUAGCUGUAGAUGCAUCUUGUGACCAUCUGUCUGCGGCCGCCAUGUCAUUCCGGGAUAAGCUGGCCGGGAAAACCCUCAAUUUGCAGCAGAAAUAUGACGCUCAGAGAAAGCAAAUGUUGGAGACUUGGCUGGCUGAGAUCAAGGUGAGGUUCAUCCAAAAAUGCGAAGCUGCAGCGGAUCGGCGGGAGUUUUGCUGCACAAUGUUGGUUAUCUUUCCUCACCACCUGAACAAGAGGGGUGUCACUGUCAGUGAAGGCCUCUUGUUGGAUCAGAUGCAGGACAUGUUGGCUGAGUUGGGUUUCCGAGUUCAAGACGGAACGGGAACAGUCAGACCCUUUGACUUCAGAAGAGUUGGCCCCUUCUGUGAGGCUUUCUGUGCAGAGCUGACUGCAGAUUGGGGUGAUGCAACUUCUAAGCGCCCGGAGAUGCGCAAAGAGACAAGCGCCACCUCCGCCGUGUGUCCCAUCUGCCGCGACCGUCGCCCAGCCGUGGUCCUGGUGCCCUGCGGACACGUGGUCUGCCGCGACUGCCACCGCUGCCAGCAGCUGAGGCAGUGCCCCAUGUGCAGGGAGAGGAUCACUUCGGCCACUCGAGGGCUCUUCAUGGAGUGAGCGCUGUCGGGAGGUGGUGUUUGGCAGCCUGCUGAGUGCCGUUGUAGUCCUUUGUGGCCCAAUCCUUUGCUGAAGAGUGAGCGGAUUUGAUUUCAAGCAUACCUUCCCC